AUGGAGCGGCCGGGGAGCAACGGGAGCUGCCCGGGCUGCUGGUUGGAGGGGGGUCCGUCUGCGCGGGCCGCCACCGCCCUGGCUGCCGUGCUCAUCUUCACCAUCGUGGUGGACGUUCUGGGCAACGCGCUGGUCAUCCUCUCGGUGCUGAGGAACAAGAAGCUCCGGAACGCCGGCAACAUCUUUGUGGUCAGCUUGUCUGUCGCAGACCUGGUGGUUGCUGUUUAUCCCUACCCUCUGAUCCUGAGUGCUAUUUUCCAUAACGGAUGGACCAUGGGAAACGUUCACUGCCAGGUGAGCGGGUUCCUCAUGGGCCUGAGUGUCAUCGGCUCCAUUUUCAACAUCACGGCGAUCGCCAUCAACCGCUACUGCUACAUCUGCCACAGCCUGCGCUACGACAAGCUCUUCAACCUGAAGAACACCUGCUGCUACCUCUGCCUCACCUGGGUACUCACCGUGGUGGCCAUCGUGCCCAACUUCUUUGUUGGCUCCUUGCAGUAUGACCCCCGGAUUUACUCCUGCACCUUUGCCCAGACGGUGAGUACCUCGUACACCAUCGCCGUGGUGGUGGUGCACUUCAUCGUCCCCCUGUCCAUCGUGACCUUCUGCUACCUUCGGAUCUGGAUUUUGGUGAUUCAGGUCAAACACCGGGUGAGACAAGACUGCAAGCAGAAGCUCAGAGCAGCUGACAUCCGGAAUUUCUUGACUAUGUUUGUGGUUUUUGUCCUUUUCGCCGUGUGCUGGGGACCCUUAAACUUCAUAGGCCUCGCUGUUUCCAUUAAUCCUUCAAAAGUGCAGCCACACAUUCCAGAAUGGCUUUUUGUCCUGAGCUAUUUUAUGGCCUAUUUUAACAGCUGCCUGAAUGCUGUGAUCUAUGGGCUUCUUAACCAGAAUUUUCGGAAGGAGUACAAAAGGAUUCUGCUGACACUCUGGACUCCCAGGCUGCUGUUCAUCGAUGUGUCCAAGGGUGGGACAGAAGGGAUGAAGAGCAAACCAUCUCCAGCUAUAACAAACAACAACAACCAAGCUGAAAUACACCUAUAAAUCAGAACAAUGCUAUUUAUUCUAGAUUACAGUCGUAUAUAUAAUAUAUCAGAGCCUUUCCAUGUGUGCAUUUCACAGCUGGGCCCCUCAUGCAAGGGAGGAGUCUGCUACCAUUCAUGCUUAUCUUAUUGCUGUGACAUCAAGGCUUUGAGUAAGGCUUUUCAGACUGAUCUUUUUUUUUUUUUUUUUUUCCUACCAUCU
Messenger RNA from Calypte anna (Anna's hummingbird), 1245 nucleotides. RefSeq names its product G protein-coupled receptor 50 (gene GPR50). The record is from RefSeq and is a predicted model, not a curated record. Gene Ontology annotation, molecular function: melatonin receptor activity. The transcript has 2 exons. Lineage: Eukaryota; Metazoa; Chordata; Aves; Apodiformes; Trochilidae. Gene Ontology annotation, biological process: G protein-coupled receptor signaling pathway. Gene Ontology annotation, cellular component: membrane. Bases 1 to 1044 code for a protein of 347 amino acids.